GCCGGGCCGGGCGGCGCGGCCUGAAGUGCCAGCGAUGGCGAGCCCGCCGCUGCAUGUCCCCCCUGGGCCGGCGGGCGGCGACGGCCCCAACCUCAACAACAACAACAACAACAACAACCACAGCGUGCGCAAGUGCGGCUACCUGCGCAAGCAGAAGCACGGACACAAGCGCUUCUUCGUGCUGCGCGGCCCCGGCGCGGGCGGCGACGAGGCAACGGCGACAGCGGGCGGGGGUCCGGCGCCGCUGCCGCCGCGGCUCGAGUACUACGAAAGCGAGAAGAAGUGGCGGAGCAAGGCGAGCGCCCCGAAGCGGGUCAUCUCGCUCGACUGCUGCCUGAACAUCAACAAGCGCGCCGACGCCAAGCACAAGUACCUGAUCGCCCUUUACACCAAGGACGAGUACUUCGCCGUGGCCGCCGAGAACGAGCAGGAACAGGAGGGCUGGUACCGCGCGCUCACCGACCUGGUCAGCGAGGGCCGCGCGGGUGCCGGCGACGCGCCCCCCACUGCCGCCAGUGCCGGGUCCUGCAGCGCCUUGCCCGGAGCCCUGGGCGGCUCAGCCGGCGCCGAUGACAGCUACGGGCUGGUGGCACCCGCCACGGCUGCCUACCGCGAGGUAUGGCAGGUGAACCUGAAGCCCAAGGGCCUGGGCCAGAGCAAGAACCUGACAGGCGUGUACCGCCUGUGCCUGUCGGCGCGCACCAUCGGCUUCGUGAAGCUCAACUGCGAGCAGCCGUCGGUGACUCUGCAGCUCAUGAACAUUCGCCGCUGCGGCCACUCGGACAGUUUCUUUUUCAUCGAGGUGGGCCGCUCGGCUGUCACGGGACCCGGCGAACUGUGGAUGCAGGCCGACGACUCGGUGGUGGCACAGAACAUCCACGAGACCAUCCUGGAGGCCAUGAAGGCGCUCAAGGAGCUCUUCGAGUUCCGGCCGCGCAGCAAGAGCCAGUCGUCGGGCUCGUCGGCCACGCACCCCAUUAGCGUCCCCGGCGCGCGCCGCCACCACCACCUGGUUAAUCUGCCCCCCAGCCAGACGGGUCUGGUGCGCCGCUCGCGCACCGACAGCCUGGCUGCCACCCCGCCGGCCGCUAAGUGCAGCUCCUGCCGGGUGCGCACAGCCAGCGAGGGCGACGGCGGCGCGGCGGCAGGGACUGGGGCGGUGGGCGGCAGGCCUGUGUCGGUGGCGGGCAGCCCCCUGAGUCCCGGGCCGGUGCGCGCGCCCCUGAGUCGCUCGCACACCCUGAGUGGCGGCUGCGGCGGCCGCGCGAGCAAGGUGACUCUGGCGCCGGCAGGGGGCGCCCUGCAACACAGCCGCUCCAUGUCCAUGCCUGUGGCGCACUCGCCCCCGGCUGCCACCAGCCCCGGCAGCCUGUCGUCCAGCAGCGGACACGGCUCUGGCUCCUACCCUCCGCCUCCGGGCCCGCACCCGCACCUGCAGCACCCCUUGCACCAUCAUGCGGGCCAGCGGCCCUCCAGCGGCAGCGCCUCAGCCUCUGGCUCCCCCAGUGACCCCGGUUUCAUGUCCCUGGAUGAGUAUGGCUCCAGCCCUGGGGACUUGAGAGCUUUUUGUAGCCACAGGAGCAAUACGCCUGAGUCCAUCGCCGAGACACCUCCGGCCAGGGAGGGCAGCGGGAGCGAAUUGUACGGGUACAUGACCAUGGACAGGCCCCUGAGCCACUGUGGCCGUCCCUACCGUCGAGUCUCAGGGGAUGGAGCUCAGGACUUGGACAGAGGGCUUAGGAAGAGGACUUACUCCUUGACCACACCUGCCAGGCAGCGGCCGGUGCCCCAGCCCUCCUCCGCAUCCCUGGAUGAAUACACCCUGAUGCGGGCCACCUUCUCCAGCAGCUCUGGCCGCCUCUGCCCUUCCUGCCCCGCGUCUUCUCCCAAAGUGGCCUACCACCCCUAUCCCGAGGACUACGGGGACAUUGAGAUUGGGUCCCACAGGAGCUCCAGCAGUAACCUGGGCACGGACGAUGGCUACAUGCCCAUGACCCCUGGUGCAGCCCUCAUGGGUGGUGGCAGUGGCAGCUGCAAAAGUGACGACUACAUGCCCAUGAGCCCCACCAGCGUGUCUGCCCCAAAGCAGAUCCUGCAGCCACGGGCUGCCACUGUGGCCUUGCCCCCCACGGGAGCUGCAGUGCCAGCGCCUGCCUCUGCGGCCAGCAGGGCCUUUCCGGUGAAUGGGGCCAGCUACAAGGCUAGCUCCCCGGCGGAGAGCUCCCCCGAGGACAGUGGAUACAUGCGCAUGUGGUGUGGCUCCAAGCUGUCCAUGGAGAACACAGACAGCAAGCUGCUUCCCAAUGGGGACUACCUCAACAUGUCCCCCAGCGACGCGGGCGCGUCGGGAACCCCGCCGGACUUCUUCUCCGCAGCCCUGCAUGGCGGAGGGGAGAUGCUCAGGGGCGUCCCUGGCUACUGCUACAGCUCCUUGCCUCGCUCCUACAAGGCUCCCUACACCUGCAACGGGGACAAUGACCAGUAUGUGCUCAUGAGCUCCCCCGUGGGGCGCAUCCUGGAAGAGGAGAGGCUGGAGCCGCAGGCCAGUUCGGGGACCACGCCGUCGGCCAGCGUCUUCGUGGCUGGGGUGGGUGGUGGUGGCCACACCCAGCCUCCUCACUCUGUAGUGCCUUCGCCUGGGAGACUGAGUGGCAGCGGCGGUGGCCGCCCGGAAGGCUUCCUGAACCAGCGCUGCCGGGCAGUGCGGCCCACGCGCCUGUCCCUGGAGGGGCUUCAGACCCUGCCUAGGAUGCACGAGUAUCCUCUGCCACCUGAGCCCAAGAGCCCGGGCGAGUACAUCAACAUUGACUUUGGCGAGGCGGGAGCACAUUUGUCGCCACCUGCCCCUCCGCUGCUGACGUCGGCGGCCUCCUCCUCCUCGCUGUUGUCUGCCAGCAGCCCAGCCUCAUCCCUGGGCUCUGGUACCCCUGGCACGAGCAGCGACAGCCGGCAGCGCUCCCCUCUCUCCGACUACAUGAACCUCGACUUCAGCUCGCCCAAGUCCCCCAAGCCGGGUCUCCAGAGCGGGGACCCAGUGGGCUCCUUGGAUGCCCUCCUGUCCCCCGAGGCCUCCUCCCGGUACCCACCGCUGCCCCCACGCCCUGCCGCCCCCUCUUCCUCCCUGCAGCCACAGCUGCCUCCACCACCACCCCCAGGAGAGCUGUACCGCCUGCCUGCAGCAUCCACGUCCCAGGGCCCCAGCGCUGCCUCCUCUUCGUCCUCGGAGACUGGGGACAAUGGUGACUACACCGAGAUGGCCUUUGGCGUGGCUGCCACCCCGCCACAACCCAUCGUGGCUCCCCCGAAGCCGGAAGGUGCCCGCGUGACCAGCCCCACGUCUGGCGUGAAGAGGCUGAGUCUCAUGGAUCAGGUGUCUGGGGUUGAGGCCUUCCUGCAGGCUGGCCAGCCCCCAGACCCACACCGAGGGGCCAAGGUCAUCCGCGCAGACCCGCAGGGGGGCCGCCGCCGCCACAGCUCCGAGACCUUCUCCUCGACCACCACUGUGACCCCCGUGUCCCCGUCCUUCGCCCACAACUCGAAGCGCCACAACUCAGCCUCCGUGGAAAAUGUCUCUCUCAGGAAAAGCAGCGAAGGGGGUGGCAGUGGCGUCCUCAGUGGGGGCGACGAGCCCCCCACAUCCCCCCGCCAGUUGCAGCCACCGCCUCCCCAGCAGGGGCGGCCAUGGACACCGAGUCAGCCUGGAGGCCUGGUUGGCUGCCCCGGGGGAAGUGGCUCUCCAAUGCGCAGGGAGACCUCUGCCGGCUUCCAGAAUGGCCUCAACUACAUCGCCAUCGACGUGAGGGAUGAGCCAGGACUGUCGCCGCCCCCACAGCAGCACCCGCAUCCGCAGCAGCAUCCGCAUCCGCAGCCAGGCGACAAGAGCGCCUGGGGCCGGACCCGUAGCCUCGGCGGUCUCAUCAGCGCUGUGGGGGCCAACAGCACCAGUGGGGUGUGUGGGGGGUCGGGCCCUGGCGCCCUGCCUUCCACCAACACCUAUGCCAGCAUUGACUUCUUGUCCCAUCACCUGAAGGAGGCCACCAUUGUGAAAGACAUCCAUGAUCUAUCCAGGAAGACCCCCUUCUCCUCCUGUGCGGAGGAGGCCUCCUGGCCACCAUCAGCCCCCUCCACCCUUAAUGCCUCCUGCUCUGAAAACCUGCCGCUGCUGGACCCUCUGCCCUCUGCCACAGUGGCCACUGUUGUCAGAGGAGGGCAGCCCCACUUGGCUGGGCAGCUCUGGGUUACCAACCCAUCAGGCUGAUGGAGUCAGUUCCAGAGUGACGAUCUGUCUGGCUUUCUCACCAUGACAUCACACAUCAGAGAAUCACAUUAAAAGAAGAUGCUCAGCAUUUUUUUCUAACCUGAAGCUGCUUACAAUUUUUCUUUUGGAUCUGCGCAAUUACUAUGUUUUGAGACAUCUGACUUUAUUAACCAUGGAACCAACCAACAAGGCAAGAACACAUGCCUCGCUCGCUUGUUCCCAUAGGGAGCAUUCAUUCAUCCUUGUGCUGUUUGUAUUGUGUUUUGUUUUGUUUUCUGACACAAUUUGCCGAAGGAAUUAUUCUCAAGAAAAUGGGAUGUUUUCAUUGGCCUUUUCCAUUGUGGCCAGUGUCUUAAUUGCUUCUUAUUUUGGCAAAGCAAAUUUGUCCCUCAGCAUGCUAGGCAAUUCUACCAAUACCCAUGAAAGUGGUAAAAUCUGGUAUUUACUGGCAUACACUCAAACUACCACAGUCCUACCUCAGUUCCAGGUAAAGCCGGAUUUGCGUGGUUAGGGGCCGGCAGGACCUCCUGUGUAUCUGUGCUGAAUGUGUCGCAAGUGUGGUCAUCAGCCUUACUAAACUGGUUCCAGUACACAGCUGCUUGUUGGACUCCAAUCCAGGUACUUGCGUGUUUACUCACAGACAGAGCCCAGUGUGGGACUGACAUUUCUCAAUGGAAAUGAAAUUUGAGAUUGGACUUUGAAGAUGGAUUAAUAAAUAAUAAAUAUAUGUAACUGAAGCAACCUACUUUUGAAACUCAUCAACUGUAUUGGGUAGUAGGGGUGGGGGGCAAGGGUUUGGGAAGGGGGUGAAUAUCUCUUUUUACCUUUAACAAACUUGGUUAAUCUCUCUAUGUAGAUGUUUAUGUAGGUACUUCAAAUUGCAAAAGCCUUUGAUCCUAUUUACAAGCUCAAAUGUCUCUGCUAUCCUUAAUCUUGAGCUUGCAUUUCUUUAACCAAAAAUUCACGUAGGCAUGCUAGCAAUUCAAGGGUGGUCACUGAUUUAGCAGAUUUUUAAAAAAUGUAUUUAUUAUCUUUACUCUAAUGCUGUCAUGUGGGGCCACGAGACUGCCCUGAACAACAAAAAGAAAAAAGAAAAAAAGGAAGGAAAGAAACUGAUAAAAGAGCCAUUCUGGCCCCUAUGUUAUUAAUGGAAAAAGACAAGAAGAAAAACAAUCUCACGGUACAUGUCACUUGUGGAAAAACUUCCUGACGAGACGACCGUUGUUUUAUGUUUUCAGUGUUCUGAAAAUAUCAGUGUUGUGGCGAUUAUCACAGGUGUCACCUAAAACUGCUGCCCCGACCAGCAGAAUGUCAUGUCAUCUCGCUGCUCCCUUGACACGUGAUGGAGGGCUGUAGACCUUUUUCUCCCAUGGGUGCAUCCCCAGUGCCUAUCUUCUUUGAUAGUCCUGUAGAGGUUACACUAGUUCAUUGAGGUGUGAGCUUUUUUUUUUUUUUUUUUUUGAGAAAAAAAUAUAUAUAAAUAUAUAGAUAUAUAUAUCACUAUAGAAUAAUGCAUUAAUAAAAAUGAGGCUUUUUUUAGAGGAAGACCAAAAAAUUCAAUGUCUUAAAAAUAUAUUUAAUGGCAAUGCAAAAGUCUUCCUGCUUCCAUGCUGAACUUUUAGAACAGAGGAUUGUAUUGCAAGACAAAGUUGAAUGUAAAGUGAUCCCCCUGAACAUUUUUAAAGUUUUACUUUUCUAAAAUUACCCAUCACAACAGUGCAUAGACCAUACGAUGUUAGGUUGAAGGUCAAUUUUGGUGUAUAAUAUAUAUGCUUUAUAAAAAUGUAUAAAAUGUCCUAAAGUUUUGAUUUAGUUUUGGGACUAGGAAUCGAUGGGUGGUAUUUGCUUUGUAACGCUCCCCAGGUACAAUAGAACUGAAUAUGGACCCCACUGAACACAGUGUAUGACGCGUAUUUAAGUAGUUCUCUAUACUUAGAGUAGUCAUGCCGCUAUACAAAUGGUUCAUGUUCAUACUGCAACUUACAAGCAAAAUAAAAAGUUGAUAAUAUACUAAAUUUUUCUCUAUCCUGUACAUUUCAAAAAAAAAGGCAUAUGCAAUAUUUACAUUUUUAAUUUAGUUUACAGAAUGGAACCAAAAUGUAUAAAUGUUAUGUUUGCUAAAACUUCACAAUGUAUAUUGGGUCUUUGUACAUUUUGCCUGACUUACCUUAAAUUUAAAAUAUUUUUUGCUAUAUAAACUUUAACAGUUAUUAAACAGUGUUUUCUUUUCGGGUACGUAUUGUUUCUGGAUAUCGAGAUGUUAAAUAUAUUUCUUGCUAUUGUGAUAUGACAAAAGACUUACCUUAUCUUGCUCUGUCUUCCACUGUACACGCUGUAUAUAAGGGUCAAUGUGACGCUGCUGGAGACGAGAAUAAAUGGAACUAGAAUAGCGCAUUGUAUUUAGUCUGUAUUGAUCAUGGAUGCUCUCCUAAUAGCCAUAUGCAAUAAAAUAAAAUACAUUAUUUAUGAAAUGAA
Rhinolophus ferrumequinum (greater horseshoe bat) is the source of this 6733-nucleotide messenger RNA. RefSeq names its product insulin receptor substrate 2 (gene IRS2). Gene Ontology annotation, molecular function: phosphatidylinositol 3-kinase binding; insulin receptor binding. The coding region runs from base 35 to 4258 and encodes 1407 amino acids. NCBI's taxonomy places the organism in Eukaryota, Metazoa, Chordata, Mammalia, Chiroptera, Rhinolophidae. The record is from RefSeq and is a predicted model, not a curated record. The transcript is spliced from 3 exons. Gene Ontology annotation, biological process: insulin receptor signaling pathway. Gene Ontology annotation, cellular component: plasma membrane; cytosol.